CAUUCUACGGUGGUCUACUGAUCUGUACCAAAAUAUGGCAACCCCUCCCCCUUCACCUUCAGUAAUUAACUCAACUGAUACACCUUUGGUACAGAUCUGGUACCCUAUGAUCAGAGGAAGUGAGACGGAGUGAUGGGCCAACGAGUUUUACUAAUACUUAAUAGAGGAGCGAGAGAGAGAGAGAGAGAGAGAGAGUAAUUAGUGACAACUCCCCCCACCCACACAAUUGUUAUUAGCCAACUAUCUGGUAGACUUGUGAUCUGCUCUUUUACUCUUAACUCUGCAGGACUCCUUCCAGAUCCUUCCCUCCGUUUUCUUCUUCUCUAUCUUCCCAGCGCAUUUUGUCCCGGGAGAGAGAUGGUGCACCCAGUAGCAGAUGCCAACGAUCAAAGCCCCUUCGGAUCGCUCUCGCCUUCUGAGUUCUACGCCCGACACUCCGUCUCUCAUUCCUCCGACCAUAUAACCAACUCCAGAGGACUAAAGCUCUUCACCCAAUCUUGGACCCCAUUCCCCCCUACCAAGGUCAUCGGCAUCGUCGCCGUCGUCCACGGCUUCACCGGUGAGUCCAGCUGGUUCGUCCAGCUCACUUCCAUUCUCUUUGCUAAGUCCGGCUUCGCCACCUGCGCUAUCGAUCACCAAGGCCACGGCUUCUCCGAGGGUCUCAAGAACCACAUCCCUGACAUCAACCCCGUCGUCGACGACUGCCAGACCUACUUCGAGUCCUUCCGAGCGCGCUACCCGCCUUCGCUACCGGCCUUCCUCUACGCCGAGUCCCUCGGCGGAGCGAUCGCAGUCCUUUUGCACCUCCGACGCGGGCCCCGGCCCUGGCACGGCCUCGUGCUCAACGGCGCCAUGUGCGGAAUCAGCUCCAAAUUCAAGCCUCCUUGGCCGUUGGAGCACUUCUUGUCACUGGUUUCUGCAGUGAUACCCACGUGGCAGGUUGUCCCCACCCGCGGUUCGAUCGUGGAGAGGUCGUUCAAGGAAGACUGGAAGAGACGGCUGGCGUUAGCGAGUCCGAGGCGUAGCUCGGCCAGGCCCCGCGCUGCGACGGCGCUGGAGCUGCUGAGAGUGUGCAGGGAGGUGCAGGGUAGGUUGAGCGAGGUGGAUGCACCGCUGCUGAUCGUGCACGGUGCAGACGACGUGAUCUGCGACCCGGCUUGCGUGGAGGAUCUUUACCAGCGUGCAGCCAGUAAGGAUAAGACCAUUCGGGUGUACCCCGGGAUGUGGCAUCAGUUGGUAGGCGAAUCCGAGGACAACGUUGAGUUGGUCUUCGGCGAGAUUGUGGACUGGCUACGAAGCCGAGCCGAAAGUGCCGGAGCCACCACCGACGACAAUGAACAAUCCGGUGGUGGUGUUGGUGACGUAUCGCAGUAUUGAUGAUAUCUAUUCCUUUUUAGGGAGGGGAACGUUAUUUAAUCGUUACUAUUUUUAUCACUGAUAAGCUAAGCUAAGCUCAGUAAUUAUUAUAGAACAAUAGGGUAGGGCUUGGUUUGUCUCUGGCGAUCAAAAACAUUUGGUUCUACUACUUCUACCGUAGACUUUAUAUUUGGAUAUAAUAAUAUAUUAUUUGAAUAAAUAAACAAGGUUUUCAUCCUCUGUUUA
Nelumbo nucifera (sacred lotus) is the source of this 1602-nucleotide messenger RNA. Its product is annotated as caffeoylshikimate esterase-like. The record is from RefSeq and is a predicted model, not a curated record. Lineage: Eukaryota; Viridiplantae; Streptophyta; Magnoliopsida; Proteales; Nelumbonaceae.